AUGCCAAUCACUUCUGUGAGAGACGUUGAUGAGCCAUGCUACCAUGAGAUUGUCUCUCGCAUCUAUCUGGGCAGCUGCGAAGCUUUCAAAAAGGACAUCAUUACUGACAAGAAGAUAACACAUGUUCUCUCACUGGGCGAUUUCGACAACGAUUUGGAUGUCAAGAUUGAAUACAAGAAUAUCAGUGUGAUGGAUGUCGAUGAGCAAAACAUCAUUCAGUAUUUUGAUGAAACCAAUGAAUUUAUCCAAGAAACAUACAAAGCAGGCGGCAGAAUCCUCAUCCACUGCCAGGCAGGUGUCUCACGAAGUGCUGCUGUGUUGGCUGCUUGUCUGAUGAAGUCAAAGAAGAUCAGCCGUGAUGACGCUCUCGAAAUCAUCAAACGCAAACGUCCCAGCGUAGCUCCCAAUGCUGGAUUCAUGGAGCAACUUUCACUCUAUUUCGAUUUGGGGUUUGACGUCGAUGCUAAACAUGUGGAAUACAGACGUUUCUUGGUGGCUAGUAUGGCUGAAGAACAAAAGAACUAUGGCUACAUUGAGCAUGUGGCAUUGGCUGCUGAUCCAGAGUACACACCUUUAACAUCAGCAAGUGACACUAAGAAAUUCAAGGCGCUGAGAUGCAGAAAGUGUAGACGUAUGCUGGUUGGAUCAGAGCAUGUGGUGGAUCACGAAGCAGGACAGGGCCAAGUCUCCUUUUCCUACCACAAGCGUAAUUCAGAUAUCAACAUCACCACCAAUGCCACAUUCACCGGCGACUCAGAAGUCAAUGCAUCACUGAACAAAGUCAAUGCUUCGUUAAACCCUCUGCUAGCAUCAUUAGCUAUCCAAAACAACACAUGUUCAUCUUAUUUCAUUGAGCCAAUGCAAUGGCAGGAGGGCUUGAUUGACGAUUUACAAGGUAGAAUUGACUGUCCAAAGUGUCAGUGCAAGUUGGGUGCUUACAACUGGUCUGGUGAUCAAUGCUCCUGUGGUCGCUGGAUCACACCUACAUUCAUGUUGCAUCGUAACAAGGUGGACGAAGUUAGAAAUGUGUUGAGAAAAUAA
Messenger RNA from Mucor velutinosus, 1041 nucleotides. RefSeq lists its product as uncharacterized. Gene Ontology annotation, cellular component: nucleus. The coding region runs from base 1 to 1041 and encodes 346 amino acids. The transcript is spliced from 3 exons. Gene Ontology annotation, molecular function: protein tyrosine/serine/threonine phosphatase activity. The record is from RefSeq and is a predicted model, not a curated record. Gene Ontology annotation, biological process: protein dephosphorylation. NCBI's taxonomy places the organism in Eukaryota, Fungi, Mucoromycota, Mucoromycetes, Mucorales, Mucoraceae.